Thrips palmi is the source of this 3924-nucleotide messenger RNA. Its product is annotated as DNA excision repair protein ERCC-6-like 2. The transcript is spliced from 16 exons. Gene Ontology annotation, molecular function: ATP-dependent chromatin remodeler activity; ATP binding. Lineage: Eukaryota; Metazoa; Arthropoda; Insecta; Thysanoptera; Thripidae. The coding region runs from base 442 to 3624 and encodes 1060 amino acids. The record is from RefSeq and is a predicted model, not a curated record.
AACAAGAGGGAAUUGUUGAAUAAUAUUUAGCACUAGACUGACCUGAAAAUUCACAUAGCAUAAAAGAAAUUUGAGAGGAUCUCUGGUGUUUUCCCACAGCAAUGCCUCCUUUACAUUUUUGAUUGAUGGCUUGACAAAGAGUAAGAGUCAAGUCGUGAAGCUGGCAACAGUGAUGUUUACAUACACACUUGAAGAAGAGCAACAACAAACAAUAUGAAAAUUGAACCACUUGUGUCUUUCUUCACAGAUUUUUAUUAUUUCCAAUUAUUGUGAUACCUAAAAUAUCCAUGCAUGCGUUUGUAAUGAAUCUGUCAAGGCCUAUCUUUCCCAAACUGAAAAGUUAAAAAUUUUGUUUUAUAGAGGUUAGGGUUCUCAUAAAUCAAUGUGAGCCUCCUGUUUUAGUCAUUUCGUUUUUGUAUAAUUGGUUUUUAACCUCUAAUCAUGGAUGAUGAUUAUGAGAAACCGUUGCUGAGAUGUCAGCCCUGUUCAGAGAAACUGCCCCUGGUUCUUUCCGAUGAAGAUGUCCAGCCUCGGAUUCAAGUUCCACCAUCUAUUGCUCAAUAUUUGCGGGACUAUCAAUUAGACGGUGUUCGGUUCCUGUAUCGGAAAUUCAAGAAAGGGGAAGGGGGCAUUCUGGGUGACGACAUGGGACUUGGAAAAACCGUACAAGCUAUUGCAUUCAUAGCUGCUAUUCUUCAAAUGAAAGGUACCAAAGAGGAUAAGCUAAGACACUGCAUGACAUACAUACGGGAAGAUAUUGCCCCUGGCAUUGAACUGCCAUCAGUGAAUCCAGUUCUAGUCAUUUGUCCCGCCUCACUCAUAGACAAUUGGUUCGAUGAACUUCAAACGUGGGGACACUUUUGGGUGCAGAAGCUAACAACGGCAAACAGGUUGGACUUGAUCAAUAGAGCUAGACGGAAGGAAUGUGAUGUUGUAUUAAUCACAUUUGAACUCGCCCGAUCUUGCAUUGACUUACUCAACAUGGUUGAUUGGACAUGCAUUUUGGCAGAUGAAGUUCAUCGUAUCAAGGAAUACAAUUCUCAGAUUACUAAAGCUUUGUGUCGCUUACGCUGCCAAAUCCGUUUUGGUUUCACAGGAACCCCUUAUCAGAACAACCUUAAAGAAGUUUUAUGCCUUCUUAAUUGGUCCAAUCCAAACUCCAUGAGCGAUUUUAAUGCAUGUGCCAAUGAUAUUUCAAGGGCUGUUGAGCUUGGGAGCCGUUUUAGUGCAACAUUACGAGAGAUAUCAGAGAAUAGAAUAGCCUGUUUACGGUUCAAGCAACUGAAAAGAGAAUAUAUAUUUCGCAGAACAAAAGAUAUUCUUGCCAAACAUUUGCCCCCUAAAACAGAUUUGGUGGUAUUUUGUGAACUGACACAAACUCAAAAAGACAUUUAUAGAAUGAUCACUCAACUACCAGAUCUUCAAAAACUGCUUAGCUGCUCAAAGGAUAAGGAUGCUCAAAAGACUGUUGCUUCAAAGAGAAGAACAGGCCUCCUGUUUACUUACUUGCAUUUGUUGCAAAAAACAGCCAAUCAUGUUGGCCUUCUUCUCUCGGGAAUAUCUAGUCAAAUGAAUGAUAUGACACAAAAGGUGUGCCGCCAAGCUUUAGAAGAUUGUGCAGGACUCAAAGGAAUCCCAGAAAAAAAGUGGAUGGAUGCCUUAUCUGAUAUAAGUAUGUCUGGAAAGAUGCUGGCAUUGUCACAACUGCUUCCAGUAUUCUUGGCUAGAAAAGACAAAAUCUUGAUUUUCUCCUACUCCACUAAAGUUCUUGAUUUUGUUCAAAAUCAUCUCAAAAAGAUGAGUUACAAGUUUUGUCGUCUUGAUGGCACUACACCAACCAAGUUGCGUCUUCCAAUGGUGAAGACAUUUAACUCCUCACCAGAUAUGUCAAUAUUUUUGCUUUCCACAAAGGCUGGUGGGGUUGGACUAAAUAUUACAAGUGCAAAUGUUGUCAUUAUUUAUGAUCCUAAUUGGAAUCCUGCUCAUGAUAUGCAAGCUCAAGAUCGAGCACACAGGUUAGGACAGCAACGGAGUGUGAAAGUGUAUCGAUUACUGAGUACUUCAACGAUUGAAGAAUUUGUUUAUUUACGUCAAGUGUACAAGCAGCAAUUGGGGUCUAGUUCCAUGACAAGUAAAAGUGGACGACGCUACUUUGAUGGUGUUUCUGGUGACACAAGAUAUUAUGGGGAACUUUUUGGCAUUCGGAAUCUGUUCUCAUUCCGAGAAAGUGAAGGAAGUCUUACAGAAGAAUUAUUAUUAAAGCAACAACAGUUAGAAGAAAAGUUUCGAUUGAAAUUGGAGACACCUGUCAGAGAGAAAGGAACAAGGACAUGUGUAGCUCAAUGUGCUGUCCUUGGAGUUAAUACUAAAGAUGAUAUAAAUACUUCCAAAAGUGGGUUGGCGCAGCUGUGUCAGGACGUCUUUGAGACUCCUGUUGAUGAUGAGAAUGAGGAUUGGCAAGAUGAGCAGAACGCCAACCGUACCACCAUUCAUUCAGAAAAUGAAUAUGAAGAUGAUGAGGAAGAAGAUAGUGAGGAUGAAGACUCCAAGUGCAAUAGCAUUGAUACUCUUCUGGAAAAAAGUGGUGCGGUAAGGCAUGUUCUUCAGCACCAAGAAGUAGUUGCUCCAAGCAAAGUUGAGGAGUUUGUCGCUGCAUGUGCCAUAAGAGACGUGUUUCAAAAGGGAAUAAAUUCUCAAUUACCGGCAUUUGAUUGCUCAAUUGAAACUCAGAACACAACUGUGGAAAACAAACAUGAAGAGGGUAGUAAAAUCACGGCUCGCUCCAGAUUAAAAUUUACCCAAAUUGCUAGACAAGAGUUUCUUACUCCCUUGGAACUUGCUACUAAAGUCAUAUCGAUGUCAAGACAAGAAAAAGUGAAUCUUUUGAACAAAUACCAGAAAAGACAGCAAUUGGGUUUGGUCAGUGCCAGCAUGCAUAAGAGAGUGAGACCCCUGUCAGAAUCUGUAGUCGAAAUCAUUUCACCAAAGAAGAAAGUUGUCCAGGUUCCUUGCAGUAGCAACAUGGAACUCCCACCGUCAGAGGCUGCUCCUCAAGCUGGAGGCGAUUUUAGUGUGGAGGAAUCAAGAAUAUCAAUCACAGAGGAUCAAGAUGUUGAUAAUUCUGUCGGCUCUGAGACUCCGUCAUCAUUUGAAAAAGAGGCACAAUCGGUCUGCCCCAGUCUCAGCAGAGAGGCCAUCCGUUUGGUGGAACAGGUGGUUUAUAAAAAGAAUAGAAAAGGAGCUCAAGACAAUACAGAAAAAAAGGCCUUGUCAAGUGGUACUAAUUUGAAGGAGUGUGCUGAUGGUGGUGAUGCAGUGUUAAAAUCUAAUGAAGACAAAUGUUAUGCUUCAUGUUUUGACAAGAAGCAUCAAGCUAUUGACCAUGGAACUGGCUGUUCGGUAGAGGCUGUAGAACUGAUUGGUUCUAUGCUCUUUUCUCAUGGAAUUCGCAAACCAAGCCCACAGAAGAAUGCACGCAAAUCGUUAGAAGUAAAUUUUGGAGCAUCAACCUCAAGAUUUGUUGAAAGUCCUGUUUCUUACAGUGAACCCGAACAGCCCAUAUUUAAAGCAGAAGAUGAUGUAUUUUUAAAAUUAAUAAAAUCUGGCAAGCUAAAGCAACUUUAAACCUCUGAUAAUUAUAAGUUGGAUUGCUAUUCACGGCACUCUAGCAUAAUUGCCAGUAAAUGUCCUUGCUUGUGUACCUUAUCUUAAGGUAAAUCUGUUUUUACUAAAACUGACUAUACACCAAAUUAUUUUUAUUGUCUUUUAUCGUUUCUUUGUUUAGACUUGAUUUUAUGUUUAUAAAGUUUAUAUCUAAGUGAAGUGUCUGAACCACUUUGUUAUAUAAUUCUUUGCAACAGAAAGCACAUGGUUCUACAAUGUGCUUUAUUUUUUAUUAUUAUUAAGAAUAUUGUUUUAUUAUUA